Scomber japonicus (chub mackerel) is the source of this 1665-nucleotide messenger RNA. RefSeq names its product E3 ubiquitin-protein ligase TRIM21-like. The transcript is spliced from 3 exons. The record is from RefSeq and is a predicted model, not a curated record. NCBI's taxonomy places the organism in Eukaryota, Metazoa, Chordata, Actinopteri, Scombriformes, Scombridae. The coding region runs from base 64 to 1665 and encodes 533 amino acids. Gene Ontology annotation, molecular function: protein binding; zinc ion binding.
CUCUAAUGAAAAAGUAAAAGUGCUUCAACAAAGACCUUCUUAUGAACCUUCAAUAAACAAGACAUGGCAUCUGCGAGCAACUUACUAUCCGAAGAUCAGUUUCUGUGCUCCAUCUGUCUGGAUGUGUUCACUCAUCCAGUCACCAUACCAUGUGGACACAACUUCUGCAAGGACUGCAUCACAGAACACUGGAAUAUUAAUUCACAGUGUCAGUGUCCCAUGUGUAAAGAGCUUUUUGCCAAAAGACCUAAACUGAGGGUCAACACCUUCAUAUCUGAGAUGGCUGCUCAGUUCAGGCAGUCAGUUCAAAAGAAAAGCAGCAGCUCAGAACAACAACAAGCAAAGACAGGAGAUGUUCUCUGUGAUUUCUGCACUGAAACCAAACUGAAGGCCCUGAAGUCCUGCCUGGUGUGUCUGACCUCCUACUGUGAAACUCACCUGGAGCCUCAUCAGAGGAUCCCAGGCCUGAAAAGACACAUGCUGAUUGAUCCUGUGAAGAACCUGGAAGACAGAAUGUGUAAGAAGCAUGAUCGACCUCUGGAGCUGUUCUGCAAGACUGAUCAGAUGUGUUUGUGUCAGUUAUGCACUGACACAGGUCAUAAGGGGCACCGCAUUGUUCCUCUGAUAGACGAACAUGAGGGGAGGAAGGCUGAGCUGCAAAAGAAAGAGGCUAAAGUUCAGCAGAUGAUCCAGGAGAGACGACUGAAGAUUCAGCAGAUCAAACAGUCAACAGCAGCCAGUGUGCAGGUCUUCAAUGAUCUGAUAAAGUCUGUUGAGAGACGUCUGGUUGAACUUGUUGUGAUGAUUGAAGAGAAACAGAAAACAGCAGAGAAACAAGCUGAAGGCUUCAUCAAAGAACUGGAAGAGGAAAUCUCUGAGCUGAUGAAGAAAAGUGCUGAACUGAAGCAGUUGUCACACAAUGAAGACCACCUCCAGCUCCUCCGAAACUUCCCAUCCCUGAACUCUGCUCCAUCCACCAAAGACUGGACAGAGGUUAAAGUUCAAUCAUCAUAUGAGAUGACUGUGAAGAGAGCUGUGGCUCAGCUGGAGAAAACGCUCAGUGAAGAGAUGAAGAACAUGUGUGCUGCUGUUGAGCUGAAGAGGGCCCAGCAGUAUGCAGUGGAUGUGAUGCUUGAUCCAGAUACAGCACAUCCUAAUCUCAGCCUGUCCUAUGAUGGGAAACAAGUGUAUUGCGGCGAUGUAAAAAAGAAUCUCUUUGACAACCCAAGGAGAUUUUCUUCUUGUGCAGUCUUAGGAAAGCAGAGUAUCUCUUCAGGAAAGUUUUACUAUGAGGUUCAGGUUAAAUGGAAAACUAAAUGGGAUUUAGGAGUGGUCAGACAGUCCAUCAGCAGGAAGGGAGACAACACAAUGUGCCCUGAGAAUGGCUACUGGGCUAUAUGGUUAAGAAAUAAAAAUGAGUAUAGAGCUCUUGCUGGUCCUUCAGUCCGUCUCGCUCUAAGGUUUCAGCCUCAGAAGGUGGGGGUGUUUGUGGAUUAUGAGGAGGGUCUGGUCUCCUUUUAUGAUGUAGAUGCUGCAGCUCUUAUUUACUCCUUUACUGACUGUAACUUCACUGAGAAACUCUAUCCGUACUUCAGUCCCUGUCCCAGUGACGGUGGGAAAAACUCUGCACCUCUGAUCAUCUCUCGUGGUAGUCACAUGCAUUAG